Molecule: messenger RNA, 1377 nt
Organism: Exaiptasia diaphana
Lineage: Eukaryota; Metazoa; Cnidaria; Anthozoa; Actiniaria; Aiptasiidae
Product: RNA-directed DNA polymerase from mobile element jockey
Exons: 4
Coding region: 1-1377 (458 amino acids)
Source: RefSeq, a predicted model, not a curated record
AUGAGCCUCUUUUUGCCAGAAGAAAUCCUUUCAUGGGACUACGACCUUCACCGCUGCGAUCGUCACUUCGGCGAACACGGAGGCAUACUUAUUGCUUCUCGUAACAACCUUCGCUGUAAUCCAGUGUAUUUGGACUCAAGUAGUGAGGAGUUGGAAUAUGCCGCAAUUGAAAUCAACACCAACAACUGCGAAUCCGUCAAAUAUGAACAGUCGACCUAUACAACACCUAUCAACAAAGCGGAGGCCUUUAAUCAGUGCUUCACCUCUGUCUUUAACUGUGAUAAAUCUUUGCCCGACGAUCUGCCAGCUAGGCCUUUUACAGACAAAACUAUCUCGUCUAUUGUGAUCACUUCAGAAGAGGUGUGCUUAGCGCCCCAAAGCCUAGAUCCCAACAAGGCUCCAGGGCCUGACAGUCUACAUCCUAAAAUUUUGAAGGAAUGUGCUGAAGAGCUCGCACCAUCGCUGUGUUUUCUAUUCAAUAUGUCCUUGCGCCUAGGGUUACUCCCCGAUGAUUGGAAACGCGCCAAUGUAACACCUGUCUUCAAAAAAGUCGUCAAAUCGGAAAUCCCUAAUUACAGGCCGAUCUCACUGUUGUCUAUUGUCAGCAAAGUGUGCGAGAGGUGUGUUCUAAACCAUCUACUUCCAGGACUGUUCGAGCUUCUUUCUCCCCUCCAACAUGGCUUCAUGAGUGGCAGAUCAUGCGUGACUCAACUCUUGUCUGCCUUACAUGAGCUUGAAGCUGCCCUCGACGCUGGUUUGGAAACGGACGUGAUCUAUUUAGACUUUUCCAAGGACUUUGAUUCUGUGCCACACAAGAAGAUUCUUCAUAAGCUAUCGCUAUUUGGCAUCACUGGUUCCUUACAUCGUUGUUUCUCUGACUAUCUACUAUCUCGGUCACAAAGGGUCUUAGUCGAUGGAGCAUUUUCCCCAUGGACUCGCGUCGAAUCUGGAGUACCACAAGGCAGUUUGCUUGGACCCUUCCUAUUCCUUCUUUAUGUGAACGAUUUGCCGGAUAUAGUGCGCCCUGGAUCAAGCAUUGCACUUUUUGCAGAUGACGCCAAAUGCUCGCGCCCGAUCAGCAAUCCAGCCGAUUACCACCUUCUGCAACUGGACUUAGACCAACUCUAUAACUGGUCUAUGACUUGGGGUCUUUCGUUUAACAUUAAGAAAUGUGAAAUCUUAAGAAUUUCUAGAAAGCGUAUUAGCCSGGCGCCCUCUCUUGCAGUCAGUCCUUAUACUCUUCGCGGCAGCGCACUCACUGUUGCCUCUUCACAGAAAAAUCUUGGAGUCACAGUGAGCUGCACUCUUAAAUGGGGCUCACAUGGUGAGGACAUGGAAAUCUGGACAUCUGCCCAAAUUGCAGAUCCUUUCGAAUGA